AUGGAUUUGUACGCGGACUUGCCGCUGGCCAAGGGCGCGAAGGCGUCCUCAGCGCUGGAUGCAGACGGCAAGCCCAAGGCCUCUCUGUCCUCUACCAGCUCUGUGUGGGCCAGCACGCCACUGAUGGUCCCACAGGCGGCCAAGAACAAGAAUAACAGUCGACCGACAUCAGUGACCACCAGUAGUAUGUCAAUGCUGCCCGCUGCAUUAGCUGCAGGCAGAGGUAAAAGCCCGACACGUUCGGCCAUCUCAUUGGCCUUUAAGCCAGCGUCAGUGGCCAGGAGAGCAACUGCGAGCAGUCAAGUGAUCCAGAAGAAGCAGGAGCACAAACAGGAAACGCCUCGGCCCGCAGGCAGGGGAUUGGGAUACGUUGCGGCCACAGAGGUCAAGGUGACGUCUGUGCAGCAAGCUCAAAAUCAGGAGAAGGAGGACCUGGAAAUGGGUCUGGGUGCAGGUGGAGGUCACUUUUUCCAGGUGACAUAUCGAGAUGAGUACCAUCCGACCAGACCUAACAGCUACGAAGUUUACUGCAAGGAACGAGAGGAUAGGAAGAAGAUGGAUAUAGUGAAGAAGGAGCUGAGUCGACGACAACGAGAGCAGGAGAGAGAGGGCAAGUUGGAGCGUGAGCAAUUGGCCAAGGAUCUGGCUGAUGGGCGAGCGCCAGCGAUGAAGCUGCCGGUAUCUGCUGGACGUGGACGAGGCAUGACCAUGCCGGCCUGGAUGCGCAAGAAAAUGUUCAGUGUGAAUCGAAGAGCUCAGACGUGA
This is a messenger RNA of Phytophthora infestans T30-4, 765 nucleotides long. RefSeq lists its product as uncharacterized. The coding region runs from base 1 to 765 and encodes 254 amino acids. The transcript is spliced from 5 exons. The record is from RefSeq and is a predicted model, not a curated record. Gene Ontology annotation, biological process: mRNA cis splicing, via spliceosome. Gene Ontology annotation, cellular component: precatalytic spliceosome. Lineage: Eukaryota; Oomycota; Peronosporomycetes; Peronosporales; Peronosporaceae.